GACAGAAGACCCUACACCGAGUGAUGCAUAAACAUGGCGGACCACAUGCAGCAGUUGCUUGCAAAUGUGGAGGCGUUAGUCAGUGGGCAGGCACGCAUUGAGCUGUGUUUGGAUGGGCUGGCCUCAGAGCAGCGCCUCCAUGGAGACCGCCUGCUGGGUUUGGAGAAGAAGGUCAGCCAGAUCACAGACAAGCGCCUGAGCCAGAACUCCGACAAGGGACAACGAGUUCAACCCACCACUCCAGCCAGAGCCUCUACAGUCUUUGAGUUGCAGCACUGGUCGCCUGCGCAGGCCACAUCGCACAACAAAGCAGCCAAGGAGGAUGACAGCUCCACACGGUCGCCGCUGGCAUCCCCCAUGCCGUCCCCCAUGCCAAGGAAGGCCAGCGCCCUCAGCUUCGACAUCGGCUCAGACGAUGGUGUGAAGAUGGUGAGUUGGAUGACUGGCACGGGCAGCAUGCAGUGGGAGGAAAACGAUGAUGGCCUCCUGCCGCCGGCCAGUGUUGCAGGGGAGGCCCCCACCCUUGCAGCAGAUUGGCCUCACUGCAUUCCUUGCCGAAAAUUUGGUUUGCUGCCAGAAUCCCCAGAUUCUGCCAUAGCAAAGCUGCCCACGCAGACGUUGAUGGAGCGGAUGACCUUGAAGGUGACAUCUGCGCAACCUCAAGAGGGCAAGACCUCUUUUCAAUCAAGGUUUGGGUCGUGCAUUCUGGAGCCCAGUUCGAAGAAGCGCAUCGUGUUUGACCUCUGUGCUAUGGUGUUUCUGCUCUACGACUUGUGCGUCACACCCGUGGCCAUCGCCUGGGACUUCCCCAUGAAGGGCUGGCUUCUGUAUUGCACGACCUUUGUCGCAACCUUCUGGACCGUGGACAUAGUGGUCACAAUGCGGACAGGCUUUUACCAACAAGGGACUCUCGUGGUGAAGCCUGGGCUCAU
Molecule: messenger RNA, 932 nt
Organism: Effrenium voratum
Lineage: Eukaryota; Dinophyceae; Suessiales; Symbiodiniaceae
Source: the annotation of a GenBank genome assembly